Messenger RNA from Gilbertella persicaria, 464 nucleotides. RefSeq lists its product as uncharacterized. The transcript is spliced from 2 exons. The record is from RefSeq and is a predicted model, not a curated record. The annotation marks the transcript as partial. NCBI's taxonomy places the organism in Eukaryota, Fungi, Mucoromycota, Mucoromycetes, Mucorales, Choanephoraceae.
CAGCAACAACAACAACAACAACAACAACAGCAACAACACCAUUCACGAGCUUUCACACCACCCACGACUGAACAACAAGGCUUUAGCUAUGUCUACUAUCCUUCAAAAGCCAGAAUUAGUCGAAAAACUCAGCGCAACAACCUCAAAGCUUUGGGUGUAACCAACGGACGUGUAUUGGAUAUCCACUAUCCUGCACGUAACGUAGUUGCACUCUUAGUGCACAACGAUUACCGUCAACAAUUGAUUGACACUCUCAAAAAAUCAAAAGUCGAAGCACUGGAAUCAUAUUCGCCAUUGGACCCAACAAUUUAGUUGAUCCAAUCUAUAACAACAAAUCCAUUGCCGAAAAAACAAAAAUUGCUGCUGAAAAGCACAACCAACGUCUUGUCCGUGCUCUGCCCUUCAUUCGAGAGCAUAUCUCUAAAGCUGUGGCUUCGUUCUUUUUGAAAGAGCAAUUAAUUUCU